Molecule: messenger RNA, 1369 nt
Organism: Papilio xuthus (Asian swallowtail)
Lineage: Eukaryota; Metazoa; Arthropoda; Insecta; Lepidoptera; Papilionidae
Gene: serpin-1
Product: antitrypsin
Exons: 10
Coding region: 80-1255 (391 amino acids)
Molecular function (GO): serine-type endopeptidase inhibitor activity
Source: RefSeq, a predicted model, not a curated record
GUAGUAAUAAUUUACCUGUAAUUGGUGGAUUCGUGGUAAUGCCAGUAAAGUGGUAACCGUCACAGUGACCACAACCAACAUGAAGUGUAUAGCAUUGACAUUGUUAGCCAUCGUGGCAAUGGGUCGUUGCAGUAACGAUGCUGCACUUUUAUUGGAGGGAAAUCUAAGAUUAACAACAAAAUUUUUCUCAGAAGUUGCAAAAAAUAACAACAAUGAUAGUUUUGUGAUGUCGCCGUUUUCGGUCCUUACGCCACUAGCGCAACUCGUUUUGGGCUCAGGAGGAGGCACCCACAAUGAAAUUCUUACGGCAAUCGGCAUGCCAAAUGAUCAGUCGACAAUAUCUGCUUUUACUGAAUUGACGACUAGACUUGGGUCCUUAGAAGGGACUGUGUUAAGACUAGUUAACAGAAUUUACGUCAGUAAAAAAUUCAAUCUUAAUAAACAUUAUGCAGCUAUGACAGAUCAGACCCUCAAUUCGGAGAUAAAAAGCGCAGACUUUUCUCAAGCGGACAAAACAGCAACAGAAAUAAAUAAAUGGGUUGAAGUUCAGACAAACAAUCGCAUCAAAAAUUUAAUCGAUCCUAAAGAUUUAAGUAAAGUUGUUGUACUACUUGUUAAUUCUAUUUACUUCCAGAGUACCUGGCAAAAUCAGUUCUCUAUAGAUUCAACAACGAGCCGUGAUUUCCAUGUAACAAAAAACAUAACGGUAAAAGUACCGAUGAUGCGUCAAACUGCAACAUUCAAUUUCGUUAGAAGUGACGAGCUUAAAUCAACAAUAAUUGAACUACCUUAUGUAGGCAAUAAUUCUGCACUUUAUAUAAUCCUCCCAAAUGAUGUAGAUGGAAUUACUCAGCUUCAGAAUGCAUUAAACGAUUAUUCAAUCUUGGAAAAAGCUUUACAAAAUAUGCAGACAGAUCUUAUAGAUGUGCAAAUACCGAGAUUUACUAUUGAAACCAAAAUAAACUUGAAAAGUGUCCUACGUAAUUUGGGAGUUGAGAAAGUUUUUGAUCCUAUUGAAUCUGACCUGUCUAAAAUAGUAGAUGAACAAAGCGAACAAUUAUACGUUGGUCAAGCAACUCAAAAGGCUUUUGUUGAUGUAAAUGAAAAAGGCACCGCAGCAGGAGCUGCGAAUGAAUUAAAGAUACAGAUGUCAGCUCCUCUUAUUAUGAACUACUUCGUUGCGGACAGACCAUUUGUUUUCGACUUAAGGAUUCAUAAUAUUCCAAUAUUUAGAGGGAUUUAUACUGCUUCAUAAUUUGUUUGGUCACAGUACGUCAUUUCAUUAACAUUAUUUACCACGUAAGAGACAACAAUCAAAAUUAACGUAACAAAAUAUUAAUCAAAAUAACACUGUCUCUUAAUUUUGUGU